AUGCAGUUUAUGAUGCCAAAGGAUUUGCCCGCUCGUCCCCCUUACUCCGUUUUCCAGCGGUACAAGCACUCCGCCAGCUACGCGCCCGCCUCCAGCAACGCCAACGACCCUGUCGAGACCGUCCCGUAUGGUAAACGCCGCAGCAAAGAACUACACCCGCCGACUCCAGUGCUCACCCUCCCGUUCCCUCCGAACUCACAUGAGGGUAGGCACCUAUGUUGCAAACAGUUUUGCGAGCGCUACGCGACCGACAAGGCCGACUUUGAGCAGCAUCUAGCUGCACGCGAAAUCCAACAGGCACGCAAACGGAUCCUCACCGGUUUGUCUAAGCCGACAUUCAAGCAGCAUCUCACUGCAAUCCCACCGGCGACACAUACGCUGAUUACCCCGAAGCCGGUACUCAUUGACUUUGACAAGCACACUUCCACCGACCUCGUCCGCAUCUUCACACCAAAGUUCAAAGGCACGCUCAAACGCCUCGACGUCUUUGAGACUCUCGAGCUCGACGACCUCAACUCCGACUGA
Phanerochaete carnosa HHB-10118-sp is the source of this 525-nucleotide messenger RNA. RefSeq lists its product as uncharacterized. Bases 1 to 525 code for a protein of 174 amino acids. The record is from RefSeq and is a predicted model, not a curated record. The transcript has 2 exons. NCBI's taxonomy places the organism in Eukaryota, Fungi, Basidiomycota, Agaricomycetes, Polyporales, Phanerochaetaceae.